Molecule: messenger RNA, 1942 nt
Organism: Cebus imitator (Panamanian white-faced capuchin)
Lineage: Eukaryota; Metazoa; Chordata; Mammalia; Primates; Cebidae
Gene: CYP2F1
Product: cytochrome P450 family 2 subfamily F member 1
Exons: 10
Coding region: 130-1602 (490 amino acids)
Biological process (GO): xenobiotic metabolic process
Cellular component (GO): intracellular membrane-bounded organelle; cytoplasm
Molecular function (GO): iron ion binding; oxygen binding; heme binding
Source: RefSeq, a predicted model, not a curated record
GGUGUGGGCCGAAACAACUUAAGAACAAUCUCUGCCCCGCAAGCCCACCCAGAGCUGCCGGGUACGUGUCUGAAACAGCCAUAGCCAGUGUCUCCCGAAGCUCAGCAGACACCAGCAGCUGCCUUCACCAUGGACAGCAUAAGCACAGCCAUGUUACUCCUGCCCCUGGCUCUCAUCUGUCUGCUCCUGACCCUCAGCUCAAGAGACAAGGGGAAGCUGCCUCCAGGACCCAGACCCCUCCCACUCCUGGGAAACCUGCUGCUGCUUUGCUCCCGAGACAUGCUGACUUCUCUCACUGAGCUGAGCAAGGAGUAUGGCUCCAUGUACACCGUGUACCUGGGGUCCAGGCGGGUGGUGGUCCUCAGCGGGCUCCAAGCCGUGAAGGAAGCGCUGGCGGACCAGGGAGAGGAGUUUAGUGGCCGCAGUGACCAUCCUGUCUUUUUCUUCUUUACCAAGGGCAACGGUAUCGCCUUCUGCAAUGGGGAUCGAUGGAAGAUCCUCAGACACUUCUCUAUCCAGGUUCUACGAAGUUUCGGGAUGGAGAAGGCAAGCAUCGAGGAGCGGAUCCUAGGGGGAGGCAGCUUCCUGCUGGCGGAGCUGCGGAAAACUGACGGCGAGCCCUUCAACCACACCUUUGUGCUGAGUCGCUCAGUGUGCAACAUUAUCUGUUCCGUGCUCUUCGGCAGCCGCUUCGAUUAUGAAGAUGACCGUCUGCUCACCAUUGUCUGCCUUAUCAAUGACAACCUCCAACUCAUGAGCAGCCCCUGGGACGAGUUGUACAACAUCUUCCCGAGCCUCCUGGACUGGGUGUCCGGGCCGCACCGACGCAUCUUCCAGAACUUCAAGUGCCUGAGAGACCUCAUUGCCCACAGCGUCCACGACCACCAGGCCUCGCUAGACCCCAGAUCUCCCCGGGACUUCAUCGACUGCUUUCUCACCAAGAUGACAGAGGAGGAGGAGGACCCGCAGAGCCACUUUCACAUGGACACCCUGCUGAUGACUACACAUAACCUGCUCUUUGGUGGCCCCGAGACGGUGGGCACCACACUGCGCCACGCCUUCCUGGCACUCAUGAAGUACCCCAAAGUUCAAGCCCGCGUGCAGGAGGAGAUCGACCUCGUGGUGGGACGCGCGCGGCUUCCGGCGCUGGAGGACCGCGCGGCCAUGCCUUACACCGACGCAGUCAUCCACGAGGUGCAGCGCUUUGCAGACAGCAUCCCCGUGAACUUACCACACCGCGUCACUCGGGACACCGCCUUUCGCGGCUUCCUGAUACCCGAGGGUACCGACGUCAUCACCCUCCUUAACACCGUCCACCACAACCCCAGCCAGAUCUUGACGCCCCAGGAGUUUAACCUCGAGCGUUUUCUCGGUGCCAAUCAGUCCUUCAAGAAGAGCCCAGCCUUCAUGCCCUUCUCAGCUGGGCGCCGUCUGUGCCUGGGCGAAUCGCUGGCGCGCAAGCUCUUUCUAUUUCUCACCGCCAUCCUGCAGAGCUUCUCGCUGCAGCCGCUGGGUGCACCCGAGGACAUCGACCUGACCCCGCUCAGCUCAGGUCUCGGCAAUUUGCUGCGGCCUUUCCAGCUGUGCCUGCGCGCGCGCUGACGCCCCGGCCCUUCCAGAUUCCCCUGUGAGCGAUGAGGCCCGCCCUUGUGGGUUGCUCUGUCCCUCUUCUGGGUCCCCGAUCUGCCCGCAUCCCUCUCGCAGUCACGCUUUCUUCCCUGCACCGCUGUGCCUGCCGCGUGCCCAUUCCCCAUCCCUCUAAACUGUACCCGGUCUGCAGGGCAGAGGCAGAUGUGGGGGUGGGGUAUGUCUUUUUGUACCCACAGAGCUUGUUCUAUGGAACGCCCUUUUCUGAGCUUUUUGUGUCAUUUCUUAGUACAUUUCUAAUAGAUUCGAAUCAGCCUUGGCAGAAUUAAAGGGACGACGACCAUCAUUUAGGAUG